GGAGGGGUCUGCACGGCAGGACCGCAUUGGCGUGAGUUGUGGUGCCUCAUGUACAGCAAGAGGACAAAUACUUUACCUCCGAAUCCUGCAUAAUUAGAAUUAGAAAGAGAAACCAAAAAGACCUCCGGGCUCAAAGAAUGCAGUGUUUCCAUGGGUGGAUCUCUUCUACAAAGAGUGAUUCAGUGUUGAAGACCUGACAAGCAAGGUGAAAAAAAUUACAACAAAAAACCAGGACACACACAAUAAUACAGUGAGAAGCAGAUUGAAUAAUCUGGACCAAGUGUGAGAUGACUGAGAGUGUAACAACAAUGGAUAACUCAGAGGAGGAGGAGGAGGAGUUUUAUGAUUCAGUGGAUUACUUCCCUGAGCUUGACUGCGAGAAAGGAGGCUCUGCUGCAACGCCACAUUCUGACUAUGUUCCUCCACCAGGAGAAGUAACAGUUCUCUACUCAGGCAUUCAGAUGGUUUCUUUUGGCCUUGCACCCACUGAUUCCUCUGUUAAGUAUAAACUUCAUAUAGAUUACUCCUGUGACACACAGAGAGGCAGUGUGAUCACUGAGGACUCCAGCACUGUAGAUGUUGAGGGACUGAAACCUGGGACUGAGUAUACUUUCAGCAUCACAAGGAUAGCAGAAAAUGGGAAUCAAAGCAAAGCUACCUCGGUAUCUGUCUUCACAGAGCCUGUCUCUCCUAUGAAGAUAACAGUCUAUGAUGUCAGCGCUGAGUCAUUGUCUCUGCAGUGGGACACUCCUGCUGGUGAAGUGGAGAGCUACGUUGUGACCUGCUGCACUGAAGGAGAGAUUGUGAAAGAGCUGACAACAGACGCAAACAGCGUUACCUUCAGCAGCCUGAGGCCGGGGGUGUGUUACGUCCUCCAUGUUUCUGUGCAACUGAACAAAACAAUAAGCAAGCCAACUGUAACAUCUGCCCUCACAAAGACACAACUGGAGAGCUUACUAGAGGAUCUGGGUUUGGAGCAGCACUACACAGAGAAACUAUCCCUGAGUAAAAUACUUCAGAUUGAUGGGAAGACCAUUAAUGAUGAUCCUGCCAAGUGUAAUUCAGAUCUUCCAUGGUAUUUUCUAAAGAAACUGAUGAUGGUUAAUGUGACAACCAGGAAUGUGAAAUGUACAUCAGAAUGUGAGUCUGACUGUGAUGCUGGAGCAGGGAAUACAGUGUUAGAUUUUAAUCAUCUGGUUGACCGUCCAAACUCGUGGGACAUGCUAAACCCCCUGGACAUAAUCACUGCACUCUUCCUGUGUUCUGAUGGUUUUGCACAGCAGGAACUGGCACUAAAAAUGUCUAUGUGUCAGUUCUCUGUGCCUCUGCUGCUUCCUAAUUGUGACACACAGCAGUGCACACUCAUGCUCUGGGCCAUGAGAGACAUUGUUAAAAAGUACAGGCCUCAGUCACUUUCACAAUCCAAGGGCUUUAGUGAAGACAGAAUUGUUCUCUCUAAACUUCCAAUGAUAUCUUUUGUGAGACUGGGGGAAUGUUCCUUGUCCAAGUCAGAGAUUCUCAAUAAGCUUCUGAGCAAUUCUCAGCAGUACCAUGACACUUUUGUUCACCAAGAUAUGGAGUGUGGCGACAGUCCAAGAAGAAUAUCCAAUGGACUGACUGAAAUUACUUGGUAUCUUCCUUGUGGAAACAAAAACAUGGACAUUUUCAGUGAGCCAGUGGCUGUAGCUAACCUUCGUGGGGACAUUGCUUCAUUCGAAACACAAUACUCCUUUUUGUGUCAAACAUCCACUGCAGUUUUUGUGUUUUUUGACAAUCUAAACUCUGGGUUCAAACUGCUGACCAACCAGCACUACAAGGCACAGAUCUUUUUGGUAGGUAACCAUCAGAGCAACAUCUUCAAUCUAGAUGCUUUAAAAGAAGUUGCAACCAAGUUGGGCUUGAAUAACAGCAACAUUAUUUUGAAGACCAAGCGUAUGAAUGAUGCAGACUUUGUCAAAAUUUUGAGGAACAAAGUCAGCAAUAUAUUUGAGAACCCAAAGACGGAUAUGUGCAUAGAGCAGAUGGCUGACAUUGCCCAUGAACUGGGAAUCUUGGUUGAUGAAGACUGUCAAGUGUGCCAGUCUGCAAAGGAAAAUGCAGAUGCCAUUACUGCAAAAAUUGAAAACACCCUUAAAUACAAAGAAGCUCAGCUUCCUUUACAAGGCCAAAUAUGGAAGGAAUUGACAAGCUUAGAGAAGGAAGAAUUUCGGCUUCGGAAACUUGGGUCUGAAAACAUAGAAAAAUACAAAACUGAUCUUCAGAUGCAGAAAGAAAGCCUUCGGGACAAACAGAAUUCUUAUGACAUGUCAGAUGCAAUGACAUGCUUCAUACAGGCAAUAUCAAGCCCAGGGAUGGAGAGAUGUUAUUUCCUAAAAUGGAUGCGAAUGAACCUAGAUAACCUGUCUCGAGAAAAACUGUCUAACCUCAGGGAGCAGUACAAAAAGAAAUGCAAGAAUUCUGAGAACAAAGAUGAGAUCAAAGUCAUUGAUAGAGAACUGUCCAACAGUUCACUGGGGACUGAGCACUUCUUCCGUGAAAUGGGCCAGAUCUAUGAAGCUUCAGUUUUUCUUCCAGAAACAAACCUGUCACGUCAACAAUUACAACAUCUGCCCAAACUCUGUGCAGAAUUGUUGCUUGAUGGAUUUCCCCUUGAGCUUGUAGAUGGAAAUGCAUCCAACAUACCUCUCAGAUGGGUGAGUGACGUCCUCUCUGAGCUUAAUGACCUGGUGUCUCCAAAGAACAAAAUACUGGUAGUCACAGUUCUUGGAGUUCAGAGCACAGGAAAGUCCACUCUUCUUAACACCAUGUUUGGAGUGCAGUUUGCAGUCAGCAGUGGUCGAUGCACUCGAGGUGCUUUUAUGUUGCUCAUCAGAAUCAAUGAAGAUGUCAAAAAAAUACUCAACUGUGACUUCAUGGUGAUCAUUGACACUGAGGGCCUAAAGUCACCAGAGCUUGCACAACUGGAUGAUAGCCAUGAGCAUGACAAUGAGCUUGCAACACUUGUUGUGGGGCUGAGUGAUAUCACUAUUAUCAAUAUUGCAAUGGAGAAUUCCACAGAAAUGAAGGACAUCCUGCAAAUAGUUGUACAUGCUUUUCUCAGGAUGAAAGAGGUGGGCAAAAAGCCUAAAUGUCAGUUUGUUCACCAGAAUGUGUCAGAUGUUUCAGCCCAUGAGAAGAACUUAAGAGACAGGAAACUGCUCUUGCAACAGUUAAACGAGAUGACGCAGGCAGCAGCCAAAAUGGAAAAGAAAGAGGAGAACAAGAGCUUCACGGAUGUGAUGGAGUACAGUCCAGACACUGGGAACUGGUACAUUCCUGGACUCUGGAAUGGAAACCCACCAAUGGCACCAGUCAAUGCUGGGUACAGCGAAGCUGUGUAUGAGCUCAAGAAAAACAUCAUCCAACUACUGGGAAAUUGUGAGUCAACCUCUAAUGAUAUCUUGGAGUUUAAAGAGUGGAUGUCAAGCCUGUGGAAUGCAGUAAAGCAUGAAAACUUCAUCUUUAGCUUCAGAAACAGUCUAGUGGCUGAUGCGUACAUGAGGCUAUGCACAGAAUUUAAUAAAUGGGAAUGGGAUUUCAAAAAAUACAUGUUCACAUGGGUUACAAAUGCUGAAACAAGAAUUUCAAAUUUCGGUACAGUUGCUGCAAAAACUGAAACAUCUAACUUAGCAGAAUUUCUCAGUCAUUUAAAAAGUGAAGCUUGCACAGACCUGUCCAAAUGGGAGGAGACACUUCUCGACAAUCUGACAAAGUACUUCAAGCAAACAGAGGGUCAUGUCUAUCUAGUAGAAGGAUACAAAGAGGACUUUGCAAACAGUGCAAAGAUCCUUCGACGAGAAAUGGAGAACUCUGUGUACCAUCAGCUCACAGCAGCAGCAGAAAUCAAACAAGGAAUGGCAGAACUUGAUAGAAUCAAGGAAAAUCACACAAAAGAAAUUGAAAAGGCAGUGUGUGCAUUGAUUGAUGAAUGUCGAAAGAAGAAUGUCCAGAUGAGAGAUAAAGAGCUGGACAAAGAAUUUGAUAAGAUGUGGAAUGCAACAGUGAAGAAACUGUCAUUUUCUGAACAAAAGGCAACAGAUGUUUUCAACAAGGUAUCCCACAGCCUGAGAAUAAAUCUGUCACACAAGGGGAGUCAUGCAUGUGAAUUGUUGAGUCAAAAAUGCCUGAAAGAUUGUGAACAAAUGCCUUUCAAGUAUACAGCUGAAGGACUCUACAACCGAGUUAAAAACAAAAUGAGCAAGUGGCUAAACGUACAAGAUGACACAAUGGCUGUUCAGAAAAUGGCUGACAGCAUCAUAGCUGUUUGCACUCAGUUUGUGAUUGAAAAGGUUGAAAGAAAAAACAAUUACUCUGAUACUUACAUCCAGGAGAUCCUACACAUGAUUGAUGAGAGGCUGCAAAACAAUCAGGAUGUUAAGACAGGCAUCGAGUUCGAAGUUUCACUAAAACAGCACAUCUGUGCAGUUUCAGCCAGAGAGUUUCAGAAAAUGCACGAAGAAUUCCUGCAUGUUAAUGACCCUUACAGAUGUCUGGAUCGAAACAAAGAAAAGUUUCGUGCUGAUUUCAAAGAUGUGUUCCAUGAACGAGACCAGUGCCAGAAGAAGGCAGGAGAAUUCACCAACCGAUGCUUGAAGCCUGCAGUCACAGACUUUGUCAACCGUUCCCUGGGCCCUGAUAUCGUUGGUGAAAUGCUGACAAGGCAGCAGUUCAGCACAAGAAUCUACUUCCAGUAUUCAAUUUUGCUGGAUUUGCUUUCAAAGGAUAACUUUGAAAACUAUUUGAGCUUUACUGGCUCAUAUGAGGAAUACAUAAAGAAGUGGAUACUUGACCAAACAGUGACUCACUUCUCAAAAGGUUCUAAGACAUUUGAGUUUGAGGAUCGGCAUCUCCAGUCAAGUAUCAACAGCAUAAAUGAAGCUAUCAAGCAGGCCAAACUGAAAAAGAGUAGCAACUUGAAGAUAUUUGUUGAACAUGUCUGUCAAGAACUUGGUAAUGAACUAAUAAUCUCCCAGGAUGCUCUUGGCGCUUUCAUGAUCCUGAACAAUGCAAACCAGGAACAGUUUGCAAACUGGCUAACAGUGUGUGUAAACGAGAUGGGACAAGCUCUUAGAGCAGAGUUUAAAAAGUCCAAUAUUGAAAUGAAACUAAAACAUCUUCACAUGAAGCCCCAGAAUGUUCUUUUCACCAGAGUGAUUGGAUGUGGUAAACAGUGUCCAUUCUGUGCAAUGCCCUGUGAGGCAGGAGGAAAAGCCCAUACUGAGCACUGGGCUUCACUGCAUCGGCCAAAGGGUCUGGGUAGAUACAGGUACCAUGAGACAGCAAAACUUGUCACUGACAUAUGCUCGUCAUCCGUGAUCAGUGACAAGCGUUUUCGCUGUAGCGCUACAAACAAUGAAUGGCACCCUUACAAGCGUUACAAAGAAAUUUUCCCACACUGGAGAAUUCCUCCAGAUGUAAGCCUUCAGGCAUCAGACUACUGGAAAUAUAUACUGGCAAGGUUCAACGGGAAGUUUGCAGGAGCAUACAAUGCAAAGCCUGCUGAUAUUCCUCCAGCUUGGAAAAGAAUCACACCUAAGCAGGCAGAAGAGAGUCUCAAAGAGUCAUUUAACACCAGCUGAGAGG
Xiphias gladius (swordfish) is the source of this 5622-nucleotide messenger RNA. Its product is annotated as interferon-induced very large GTPase 1-like. The transcript has 7 exons. Bases 288 to 5618 code for a protein of 1776 amino acids. Gene Ontology annotation, molecular function: GTP binding; protein binding. The record is from RefSeq and is a predicted model, not a curated record. Lineage: Eukaryota; Metazoa; Chordata; Actinopteri; Istiophoriformes; Xiphiidae.